Cladocopium goreaui is the source of this 1416-nucleotide messenger RNA. The record is from the annotation of a GenBank genome assembly. Lineage: Eukaryota; Dinophyceae; Suessiales; Symbiodiniaceae.
AUGUCGCUGUUUGGACGUUGGAGUGAGCUUCAUCGAUUUGACAGCCUAGACGCAGCUCGUAACCAUUUCAACGUGGGUGACGAGUUGUGGCAGGCUUUCACCAACAUCGUCGGAAACUUCCAGGACGACUUGCGAUUACUCUCUGCCUUUCCGAGGACGGGGCUGUUGUCAGGUCUUGGACAAGCGGUAUUGCCAGAUGGCAGAGCCUUGACCCCGGUUCAAGCAACUCAGAUCGGGUUGGUAUGGCGCCUGUCGAGGAGAGUCAUGGCUUUCCAAACGGGAGCAACUGAGGCAGAAUUCCAAGACAUUGACCCUUGGCAGGAGUCGACACCAAGCGACACGUCGAGGCAAAAUUCCACCUCGUCAGGGGUAAAGGAAAAGGUCUUAAAGAUGGCGGCCUUAAUCGAUCAAAGUGAUGAUUCUGAACUAUUACCUCCAGCUGCAGGUGAAGUUACUGCCUGGUUACAAAAAUACCAUGCGGUGAUGGGUGCUAUGCCGGAAGAAUCCGAAGAACCAUCCCCCAACCAACUUGCUGCUCUUCAUAAAAGGGUUUAUAAAGAUGAUGCCCCUGCCUAUGUGGACUUUGGCGUGUUUGGGCCCUUCGAGAGGAAGUUGACAAAGAUCCAGAGGUGCAGAAUUUAUACACCGCUAGGGGAUGGAACGUAUCUACAACGAGACCUUCCAGGACCGCCGACGUAUCAGGGAUGGUUGGCCUCCUGGAGGGUGCUGAAGACGGCAUGCAUUAUGCUGGACAUCGCUUCCUUAGCGUCCCUCGAGGUUUAUGGCAAACACAUUGAACGUCUUGUGACUCAGUGGCCAUCAGCAUGGGGAUUGAUUUAUAGCGCUGAAGAUGCAGCCCGAGCAGAAAGGAUGGCGAAACUACGCCGACACUUCACUGUGGAAGCGAGCCUUGGUCGCCAAGUUCCACGAGAUUGGAAUGCACAGGCACCUUGGAGUUGCCUAUUCAUACAACUGGCCCGGGACGACACUUACUGGGCAGAAAAGGUACAUGUGCCAGCCUCAGCUUGGGUUGCGUCAGGAGCAAGAGGACAACCGGUGGUAGCCACCGAAGCUGCUGUGAAGGCACACCACACGUUCCUGGACUUCAAGACACGGGGAAAGGACAUCAACAGAGCGGUGGUGGCAAAGAUUCAGGCGGAAAAGGAAAAUCUAAGAGCAAGGAUCAGACGGGAGCACCAUUGUGUUUCUCUUGGGCGGCCGGCACAGGAACAUGUGGAAAUCUUCCACCUGGCGCUGAGUGUGCUGCAGCGAUCAAACGAGUUCAUAAAUGCCGCAAGUGCCUUUCACCGUCUCACCAAGACGCGUCGUGCCCGAAGGGAUGACUUUGACGUGAACUUGACAUCACCAGGACAUUUCGAAGGACUGGGAAAAUGGUGGGUCGUCGAUCGUUGUUGA